Linderina pennispora is the source of this 1726-nucleotide messenger RNA. RefSeq lists its product as uncharacterized. The record is from RefSeq and is a predicted model, not a curated record. The transcript has a single exon. NCBI's taxonomy places the organism in Eukaryota, Fungi, Kickxellomycota, Kickxellomycetes, Kickxellales, Kickxellaceae. Bases 358 to 1452 code for a protein of 364 amino acids.
UCGGAGGGAGGCGAGAGAGAGAGAGAGAGAGAGAAUACUGAGCAGUGACAAGGAGAAGAUCGGAUUGCAUGUUGCAAACAGAGACAGAAGAAGACAGCAAACCCGCCUCCCCCCAGAGUCCGCACCUGAGCACGGUCCAAGGUUCGGCAGAAACACAAGUGAAGACGCAACAAAAGCCGCAAAUGGUGAGAAAAAUGCUCCAAAAAGGAACAGGUCCAGAAGCAAAGGAACAAACACAGCCAGCAAUAGCAACAGCAACAGCAACAUGGGAAUGCGACAAAUGCUUAGUCAGAAUGAUCACCUGAAUCUUCAGAGUCCGACGACCCGCUCUCGCCGCUCGAGCUCGAAUCGAAUCCCAUGCCCUUGGCGCGCCCAGAGCCGCUCCGGUCGUACUGCCGGGUCGAGUCCAGCCGCUUCAGCUUCUCGUCCAGCUGGUUGAUACGCCGUUGCACCGCCUCGUCCGGCCGCGGGUGCGCCGAUGGCUGCACCGGUGCCGCCAGCGCCGACUGGUUGCUGCUGCUGGUGCCAUUGUUGCCAGCUCGCCGCUCCGCAUGCUGCGCGUUGUUGCGCUGGAUUGCUUCGCGCGCCGCCUCCUCGCGGCUCAGCACCACGUACUCGUACAGCUUGCGCAGCGUGAAGUGGUCCAGCGUGUCAAUGUCCAGCUCAAUCUCCUCCUCGUCUUCGUUCAGAUCCGGGUACGCCGACUUGAUAAUCAUCAGCGCUACCCGCAGACGGUUCGGGUCCAGCUCCUCGAUCCGCCCGCUCAGCGCCCGCUUCUGGUCCAGCGUCAGCUCCAGCGACUCAAUGCUGCCACGACGGCGGCGCCCGCGCCCGCGUCCCGAACCACCAGUUGGAGGCGCGCUGUACAGAGCGUCCUCCAUUCCUGCAAACUCCUCGCGGGUCAUGCCUGCCGCUGCUCCGCGCGCUCCGCGCCCACGCGAUCCACGGCGCCUGCCAGGCGUGCCGCGUCCACGGCCCGAGCCAGCAACGCCCAUGGGAGCAGUCGAUGAGAUUGGUGACGUCGCAUUCGAGCCGACUCGCCGAUGCGACAUCGAGGUAGGCGGUGCCGACAGAGGCGGCGGCGGAGAUCGGGUUGCCGACCGCGCUGAGCCGACACUGGGACGCCGCGGGGUGCCGCCGCUGACGCCGCCGUACGACGGCCGCCGCUUUGUGCCUUCAGACCGCUUCAGCUCCUCCAGCUGCCGCGCCAUGCUCUGCACCUUGAGCUCCAGGCUGCGGAUCUCGUCUGUCUGCGACGACUGGCUACGCGCAUCAAUGUCGAUCUCGUCGUCGAGAGUGUACACAUGCUUGUCAAACUCGUCCUCGCCGCCGACUGGAGGCGAGUGUGACCGCGAGAAAGGACUGCGAAUGUGCAAUGGCCGUGCCGCCACUGACAGAGAACGAGGGCGGGAGAGGCGGUGGUGCGCCUGCCGACGGGUGCGGCGCCGGUGACUGGCUAGCACGGGCCGAGCUUGCUACCGGCAGCUCGGUCCACUUUUGGUCGAACCGAGCCUCCAGUGCCCGUCCUGCCUCAUGCACGGGGUGUCCGGGCGGGUUGUAUGUGUAGCAGUUGCGGAACAUAAGGCGCAUAUCAGAAUCAAAGUCGAGCGCGUUCUGGUACGCACCGCGCUCCAGCUUCUUCUUCAUCGUCGUCAGAUCCAUCGGCUGCUUGAUAAUGUCAAAGUAGUCGGGGCAGUUCAUGGCCACCGGGUCGACGGGCUCCAAG